This is a messenger RNA of Striga hermonthica, 1161 nucleotides long. The record is from the annotation of a GenBank genome assembly. Lineage: Eukaryota; Viridiplantae; Streptophyta; Magnoliopsida; Lamiales; Orobanchaceae.
AUGGCGAAGCCUUUGCAGGUUGAAAUUCACAACCCCAAUGGAAAAUACAGAGUCAUCAGCACCAAACCCAUGCCUGGGACCCGUUGGAUUAACCUCUUGAUUCAACAAGAUUGUCGUCUCGAAAUAUGCACAGAGAAGAAAACAAUACUGUCCGUUGAGGACAUAAUUUCUUUGAUUGGUAACAGGUGUGAUGGAGUCAUUGGACAGUUGACUGAAGAUUGGGGGGAGACAUUGUUUUCUGCAUUGAGCAAGGCAGGAGGGAAAGCUUUCAGCAAUAUGGCUGUUGGGUACAAUAAUGUUGAUGUGAAUGCUGCUAAUAAGUUUGGUGUUGCUGUUGGGAAUACACCUGGAGUACUCACAGAGACUACAGCUGAGCUGGCAGCUUCACUGUCUUUAGCGGCAGCAAGAAGAAUUGUUGAAGCUGAUGUGUUUAUGAGGGCUGGCUUAUAUGAUGGAUGGCUUCCUCAUCUGUUUGUUGGGAACUUACUCAAAGGACAAACAGUUGGUGUGAUUGGAGCAGGUCGAAUCGGGUCCGCUUAUGCUAGAAUGAUGGUUGAAGGGUUCAAAAUGAACUUAAUAUACUACGAUCUCUACCAAGCCACUCGUCUCGAAAAGUUUGUCACAGCUUAUGGACAAUUCUUGAAAAACAAUGGCGAACAGCCCGUUACAUGGAGAAGGGCCUCGACAAUGGAGGAGGUACUUCGAGUAGCUGAUGUGAUUAGUCUUCAUCCUGUGCUGGACAAAACGACUUACCAUCUCGUCAAUAAAAAAAGCCUUGCGAUUAUGAAGAAGGAAGCCAUUCUUGUGAACUGCAGUAGGGGACCUGUUAUCGACGAGGUUGCUCUAGUCGAGCAUUUGAAAGCGAAUCCUAUGUUUCGGGUUGGUCUUGAUGUUUUUGAGGAUGAGCCGUACAUGAAACCCAGGCUUGCAGAUAUGAAGAAUGCUGUUGUCGUGCCUCACAUAGCUUCUGCUUCGAAGUGGACUCGUGAAGGAAUGGCAACAUUGGCUGCACUGAAUGUCCUGGGAAAAAUAAAAGGAUACCCAAUUUGGGCCGAUCCUAACCGAGUAGACCCCUUCCUGGAUGAAAAGACUCCUCCACCGGCCGCAUGCCCCAGCAUUGUUAACUCAAAAGCUUUAGGCUUGCCCGUUUCGAAGCUGUAA